Messenger RNA from Xiphophorus hellerii (green swordtail), 2905 nucleotides. RefSeq names its product adipocyte plasma membrane-associated protein-like. Gene Ontology annotation, molecular function: arylesterase activity. The record is from RefSeq and is a predicted model, not a curated record. Lineage: Eukaryota; Metazoa; Chordata; Actinopteri; Cyprinodontiformes; Poeciliidae. The transcript is spliced from 9 exons. Gene Ontology annotation, cellular component: endomembrane system. Bases 536 to 1555 code for a protein of 339 amino acids.
GCCGAGUCGAACAUGAACGAGUCUGCUGGAGUCCGUUUCCGGCGGCUGCACCGAGCUCACGUGAUCACAGAGGAACUUCCGGAGCGGAGACACAAAGGAAGCAGAUUAAAUUGAACCCAGAAGCUGUUAGAGGUGCUGAUGGUUUUAGCAGCCAGAGGGGCCCCUAGGUCAGAUUCUGCCCCAGGCCUCAUGCAGCCUUGGACCGGCCCUGCAGGAUGAGUUCAAUCUGCUGCACUGAUGAUGAGCAACAAACUGAGAUUUAAUUUAAUGCUAAUGUGGCUUUAGCAGCUCUAACAUUUCUGUCUGUUGAGUUUUAAUAGGAGCCACAGAAACUGUUUUGGUUUCUCACGUUUGUGUUAAGAUGAUCUCUGCGCGUUAACCCUUUAAACUCCUGUCCAGCUCCUACAGUGGGAAGGUGUUCCGGGUCACUCUGCUGUCUCUGGGCGGUUUCCUGAUUCUUCUUCUUCUCAUCAUCUUCCUCAUCCUGGAGUCUCCCAUCCAGCCAGAGGCCUUCAGCUUGAAGGAGCCGCCCCAGAUGAAGGGCUGCUGGGAGCCCAACCUGCGGCUCCGGGAGGCCCGGCGGCUCUACGAGGACCAGCUUCUGGGUCCAGAGUCCAUCGUCAACAUGGGGGAUGUUUUCUUCACUGGAACAGCUGACGGCAAAAUCCUCAAGCUGAUUGGACGGAGAAUCGUUACCUUGGCAACGCUCGGCAGGCCGCCGUGUGGCGCCAGGGAGGACGAGCCCACCUGCGGGCGGCCCCUGGGCAUCAGGGCGGGGCCUAAUGGGACGUUGUUCGUAGCCGACGCCUACCUAGGCGUGUUCGAGGUCGACCCUGCUACAGGUGCAGUGACCCGGCUGGUGGCGGGGGGGCAAGAGGUCGGCGGCAGGAAGCUGUCGUUCAUCAAUGACGUGGCGGUGACGCAGGACGGCAGGAAGCUGUACUUCACCGAUUCCAGCAGCAGGUGGCAACGCCGGGACUACCUGCACCUCAUCAUGGAGGCCACGGCGGACGGACGAGUGCUGGAGUACGACACGGAGACGCGGGAACUGACGGUCGUCAUGGAGAACCUGCGCUUCCCCAACGGCAUCCAGCUGCUGCCGGACCAGGAGUCGGUUCUGGUGGCCGAGACCACCAUGGCCCGGAUCCGCAGGGUCCAUGUGGCGGGCCUCAACAAGGGGGGCAUGGACACGUUUGUGGACAACCUGCCCGGUUUCCCGGACAACAUCCGGCCCAGCUCCUCCGGAGGAUACUGGGUCUCCAUGGCGGCGGUCCGGCCCAACCCCGGCUUCUCCAUGUUGGACUUCCUGUCCCAGAGACCCUGGGUCAAGAAGCUCAUCUUCAAGCUGUUCAGCCAGGACGUCCUCAUGAAGGCCGUCCCUCGCUACAGCCUGGUGGCCGAGAUCCAAGAUGGCGGCGUCUGUAGGCGGAGCUUCCACGACCCCAACGGCCUGGUGGCCGCCUACGUCAGCGAGGCCCACGAGCAUCAUGGGAAACUCUACAUCGGAUCCUUCCGCUCGCCGUACAUUGCCGUUUUGGACCUGCAGGGACCGUAGAACUGGGUCGGAACUGGGUCCAGCCUCCCUCCCUGCUGGUUCUGAUGACCCAGUCCUGUUUGGAUCAGAACUUGGGGACUUUAAAAGCAGCUGUUGGAAGCUGAGGGGCCCAAUCUGGCCCGGUUCUGGUUCUGUUGCUCCGCCAUUAUUUCAUGUCAGACUGAAUGUUCCUGUGUUGCUUCCCCUACUGCUCUGUUGUAGUGCUGGCCCGGUUCUGCUGGCCCGGACCAACUGUUGGGUCGACAUCAGAACUUUGGCCUGCUGAGGAACUCAAUGGGCUGCAAGGGACAGAACCAGAACCUGCAGGUUCCAGGUCUAAUUCAGUCCUGGUUCCGGACCCGGACCCGGUCCUGCUUCUGGUCCUAGUUCCGGACCCGGUUUUAACCAGUUUCCUGGGAACCUGGUCCUGGUUAAAACCGGUUCCGGACCGGUUAAGGUCCUGGUCUUGGUCCCGGUCCCAGUCCUGGACCCGGUUCCCGUCCUGUUUCUGGUUCCGGAUCCUGACCCGGUUCCGGUCCUGGUUCCGGACCCUGACCCAGUUCUAAAAAUUGUGAAAAAGUUAAAUCAGGCGAGUUAACUUGGUUUUGGUUCGGCCCGGUUCCGUCUAAUCCAACCUGUAGACCUACUGGACUCUGGAGGUUCUAGAGAAUAGAAGAACCGGGUCUGGAUCUGCUGCAACUCUUUAUUCACUCAUCAUUUAAACAGAAUCAGAUCCUGAUCAGAACCGGUUCUGGUUCCGGAACAGAGCUGGUUUCAGAUCAGAACCAGUUCCUGUUGGGGCGAUCUGCACAGCAGCUCCAGGGUUUCCCGCCCAGGCUUCCAGGGGAUCAGCCACAGCUCCAGGUGACACCGGAAGGUCUGGACAGAGACGGGUCGGUCAGAACCUCCAGAACCAUCGGGUCCUCCUGCGACUCAGAUCCAGACUCACCUGGGCCAGCCGGCCCGGAGGCUGGAGGCGGCACCGGUCCAGGUCUGAGGUCCGGUUCCGUUUGGGACAAACCGUCCUGGAGAUCUGGAAGUCCACGAUGUACCGGAUCCCUCUGACCACCUGGAACACAGAGCCGGUCCGUUAGGUUCUGCUCCGAUCCGGAACCGGGCCUGGGUCCAGACCAGAACUGCGGGAACAGGUCUUCUUCAGGUUCUAGGCUCAGCAGAACUUGGUUCUGGUUCUCACACCUUAGACUGAAUCUGAACAUGCUUUUAUUUUGAAAGGAGGUAUUGUUUCUUGUGAGCAGGUUCUGCAGCGGAGAAACGGUUUCUGGUUCUGUUGAGCCCUUCUCUGAUUGGCUGAUUGCUCCGUCCAAUCACUACAGACCUGAGCUUCUAAUAAACUACUGUUGCUUUAACGGU